CAAUACUGCUACCAGCGAGACCUCCCCAGAGCCAUGACCGCCAUGGAAGCUAUGCAAAGACGCGGAAUCUGGGCCGACUCCGUCGUCUACUCUGACCUCAUCAAAUGCUGCCUGGCUCGUCGCGCCGUUCAACAAGGCAGGCUCGUCCACAAGCACGUCUUCUCAAAUGGGCGCCACCCACAAACCUUCUUAAUCAACAUUCUCAUCAACAUGUAUGUUAAAUUCUCUUUACUGGAAGAAGCACAGCACCUGUUCGAUGAAAUGCGUCAGAGGAAUGUGAUUUCCUGGACGACUAUGAUUUCGGCUUACUGUCGUGCCAAGAUGAACAGUAAGGCCUUGGAGGCUUUGGUUUUGAUGGUUAGAGAGGGUGUGUGGCCGAAUAGCUUUACAUACUCUUCGGUUUUGAGGGCCUGCGAGGGGUUGUGGGAUCUCAAGCAGCUGCAUUGUAGUAUUGUUAAAGCUGGGUUGGAGUCUGAUGUGUUUGUUCGGAGUGCGUUGAUUGAUGUGUACUCGAAAUUGGGUGACUUGAGGAACGCGAUGGGUGUUUUCGAUGAGAUGGUGACUGGGGAUUCGGUUGUUUGGAGCUCUAUAGUUGGGGCGUUUGCACAGAACAGUGACGGUCAUGAAGCGCUGGAUCUUUUCAAGAGGAUGAAGAGAGCAGGUUUUGGAGCUGAAGAGGCGACGUUGACGAGUGUUUUAAGAGCGUGCACGGCGUUGGCACUUUUGGAACUGGGCAGACAAGUACAUGUUCAUGCAAUGAAGUAUGGUCCGGAUUUGAUUCUAAACAACGCACUUCUGGAUAUGUAUUGCAAGUGUGGUAGUUUGGAAGAUGCAAACAGUGUUUUUACGAGGAUGGUGGAGAAGGAUGUAAUAUCUUGGAGCACCAUGAUUGCAGGGUUGGCACAAAAUGGUUUCAGCCAAGAGGCACUGAAGUUGUUCGAGGAAAUGAAGGUUUCAGGGACAAAACCAAACUACAUCACAGUUCUUGGGGUUAUGUUUGCUUGUAGUCAUGCAGGGCUUUUAGACGAGGGGUGGUACUACUUCCAGAAUAUGAGGCAGCUAUUCAGGAUUGAUCCUGGAAGAGAGCACUAUGGUUGUGUUAUUGAUCUUCUUGGAAGGGCUGGAAAGCUUGAUGAGGCAGCAAGGUUGAUUCAAGAAAUGGAAUGUGAACCAGAUGCAGUGACAUGGAGGACUUUGCUUGGCGCAUGCAGGGUUCAUCAAAAUGUUGAUCUAGCUACACAUGCUGCCAAACAAAUUUUGAAAAUGGACCCUGAUGAUGCUGGAACCUACAUCUUAUUAUCAAAUCUAUAUGCAAUAUCUCAGAGAUGGGAUGAUGUUGCAGAAGUUAGGAAGAGUAUGAGAGCCAGAGGAAUUACUAAAGAACCGGGAUGCAGUUGGAUUGAGGUGAACAAACAGAUCCAUGCUUUUAUUAUGGGAGAUGACUCGCACCCACAAAUAGAUGAGAUCAAUAAGCAACUGAGCAUGUUGAUUGAUAGACUCAUGGGAAUAGGUUAUGUUCCAGAUACAAAUUUUGUUUUGCAAGAUCUUGAGGGGGAACAAAGGGAGGCUUCACUUCAAUCUCACAGUGAGAGACUGGCGAUUGUAUUUGGUAUAAUGAACUUGCCCAAGGGAACGAUUGUUAGGGUCAGGAAAAACCUCAGGAUAUGUGGAGAUUGUCAUGAAUUUGCAAAACUUGUAGCAAAGUUGAAGCAGAGAACUAUUGUGAUAAGAGAUCCCAUUCGGUAUCACCAUUUUCAAGAUGGAGAAUGUUCAUGUGGAGAUUAUUGGUAG
Molecule: messenger RNA, 1791 nt
Organism: Fragaria vesca subsp. vesca
Lineage: Eukaryota; Viridiplantae; Streptophyta; Magnoliopsida; Rosales; Rosaceae
Product: pentatricopeptide repeat-containing protein At2g03880, mitochondrial-like
Exons: 1
Coding region: 34-1791 (585 amino acids)
Biological process (GO): RNA modification
Molecular function (GO): zinc ion binding; protein binding; RNA binding
Source: RefSeq, a predicted model, not a curated record